Messenger RNA from Exophiala oligosperma, 3045 nucleotides. RefSeq lists its product as uncharacterized. The transcript is spliced from 3 exons. NCBI's taxonomy places the organism in Eukaryota, Fungi, Ascomycota, Eurotiomycetes, Chaetothyriales, Herpotrichiellaceae. Bases 84 to 2282 code for a protein of 732 amino acids. The record is from RefSeq and is a predicted model, not a curated record.
CCAGUACUCCGUAACUAUACAAAACACCAAACAACAGGAAACGCCAUCACUACGUCGCAGAAUUAUGGUGUUUUUGCGUAAAAAUGAGUUCCACCACAAGGCAGGAUCGCGCGCUCAUGCGCCAGCGCGGCGCCGGGGCUCGGAAUGUCGCAAAGGCUGAAUUUGGCCUUGAUUUUGGGUUUAGUAAUAACAGACAGGAGCGACAACAGAUGCGACAAAGAGGGGCUGCGUCUCGGAAAAUCGACAAUGUAGACUUUGGAAUCUCCUUUCCUAGUUCAGCUCGUUCGCGCCGGUCAACCACAAAGACUCCUCAGUCGAGACGAUCCUCCUCGAGACAGCCCUCAGUCACUCCUGCAGAGAAUUCAAGGAGGAGCCGUGAACCGUCAACAGCACCGGCUUCUACACAAACGCCCAGUGAGACUCAAAGGCAGCGCGGCGUUGUAAGCGCAAGCAGUGAAUACUCGAGCAAACGGAGGCGAAUAUCACAAGCCACAGAAACGCCAGCUCAAUCAACAAGAACCCCUGAUGUUAGAUCUACACGCUCUUCUACGCGGAGACAAGCUCGCAAUAGUAUAUUUCCGAUUGCCGAAGACAGGGAGGCGCAUGAGCCUCCAGAGACUGUGCGCCGUGAAGUGGUCACCCCGAGACUACGAGUGGAAUCUCCAUUGUUUGUUCCGCAAGAUGAUGCUGAAAAAGAGAACGAUGCACCGGACAACUCAGUGCCUGCAAAGAUCAGUGAUUCAAAUGCUUCGAGAAGGACAUCCCGCAGAAGGACGAGAUCGUCCAUAUUACUGGAAGAGAAGGGAACCCCCUCGGCCGGUGUGUUUGAGGAGACUGGCAGAGACAGCUCUCUGCUCGAAGCUGGCCCCAGAACUGAGCACACAAAGGGAGUAGAUACAGAACAGCUCGGCGUGUCGAGAUCUCCAAUAGGUUCUGCGACAGGCCUAAGUCACAGCUCUGGGCCAGCAGCAGAUGAAGAAGACAACGUUAGCCAUCAGCAGCUGGCAGGCUCUGAUAUCGAGCUUGAUGAUGCCGAUGUUUCGAAUGCCGACCAUGACAUACCACCAUCUCAAGAUACGGCAGAUGCAGCACAAAAUACAUCAAGGUACGACAACGCUCCAGCGAAGAAAUCUCGACGGAAACGAAAAUCUGUCAAUCUGGUCCGCAAGAGGAGGUCUUCGACCACCAAACACAACCGCCUCAAUCAGACGGAGCAAAGCUUGACACACGAUACGUCACCACAAGCUAGAGUCUCGAUACCACCAUCGACGCCGGCACUAUUUGCACAGCCUGACAAGAAUGGUAGCACAGCCCGUCGCGAGGCACCAACACCAGUAGAUGAAAGUCCAGCUUCUCCUCGCCGUAAUCUUGCACACCAAGAAGCCGCUGAAGAGGAAGAGGACAAUACAUACGCACCAGAAAGUUCAGUCGAGCCCGAAACACCAGCGCCCCCCAAGCGUGGUCCCAGAAAGGAGAAGAGGCAGAGUGGUCGUACUCAGGAGCGACAUCAACCACGGCAACAACAACAAAAGAAGACCAAAGCUACCUUCCCCAUACUAACGCAUAGAUUGACCAAUACUUCAAAACUACCUACUAUCGCGGAGGAGGAGGAAGGUGGUGAGGAGGAAGAGACAGACGACGAAUCCGGCCAAAAGGAGGGCGCCGUUGGAAGCGCAUUGACGAUGGGUCCCGAUCGAAGCCAAGUCAAUGCCGUCGACGUCUUGGCUCAGAUAUGUCGUGAAACGGUUGAAAACAUGAUCGAACGCCUCACAUCCAACCUUAAUAACAGCAACGAUGACCGCAACCGUCGACGCACCACAUCAAAGACCAAACGAAGCGCCCUGGAAGCGUUCGGCCGUGACCUGGACGACGAACUGUUCGACAUGUCCGAAGCGCUCGAGAACAGGAUCUCGUUGGAGGCGCGGGUGAGGAAGAGUAAGCGAACCAAGGCCUCGUUGCAGGCCGAAUGGCUCGAGAUCCGCAAGCAGAGAGAAAGGAUCGCGUUGAGGUGUGACGCCGUCAGGAAAAGGAAUUGGGAGAGCGAAGCCGACGCCCGACGAAAAUGGCGCCUCAGUGAGGCCGCCAGGAGAGCGGAGCUCGAAUUGAGCCGGGAAAGCCCCCACGGGUCAGAUGACGGACGUACUGCUGGCACGGAAUUCAUGCUGCGCAGCGUCGUGAAUCAAAUCAGUUCCGCUUCCGAUCGCGGUGGGACAUUGGAACGGGUUCGUCGUUUCAAUUCACAAUUGGAGACUUUGGCUUCAUUUUUGGAAAGGGGUGCUUGACGAUGAUGACGACGACGAUGAUGAUGAUGAUGAAGUUUUGUGUGUAUGUGUGUCUUUUUUUCUCUUGGGUUGGAUAUAAACCAACGACCGCCGAGGCUCAUCUGUACAACAGAAGCUCCCUAGGACCAGAGACUCGAGACUCUACGAGUAUCGGGGGUAAGGAAGGACGCGGGCCCCCUUUGUUUUGUCGGAAAAGAGAGUCUUCUCUCUCGGUCGAAAGCGUGUUUGUGGGAAGUCGAAGUACUCCUACAAAUCUGGACGGGUUGGGCAAGUGGACACGUUGGAUACCUUACUCCAUAUGCGCCGUGCUGAGCUGUGCCGUGCUGUGCUGCACUCGAGACGAAAUCACGAACUUGACCGUGUCAAUUUGGUUCUCAGGAUUGGCGAAUUUUGGUUUUCCUUUUUUUUAUUUUCUAGUCAUCGACCGUGUUGUGUCGAUCGGUUUUUUGGUUGUAACAAAGCAAUAUCGGCCUGCGAAUCGAGGUUUGACUCCGAGUACUUUGGGUACCUUUGGAACAAUGGUGAUUUAAUCCCCCCUGGCACUGGCAUAUACGCACAUACAUGUACCUCUGAGAGUGUCAAUGAAUCAAUGCCCUCGCUUAACAUGACCAGCUGGGAUUGUCGAUGUUUCUUUAUGCGAAGAGUCCUACACAGAGGAGAAUCAAGGUCAUACUGAUUUACCGUACGAAGGAAACAAAAUAGCCAAAAAAAAGAUACUGUGUUCCAAGUUUCGAGCACAACAUCACAGGGGAAUAGUACUUGG